AUGGUGGACGUGCCGAGGCAUUACCGAAAGUACUACGUCUCGUACAAGAAGAUUAAAAGGACUAUACUCAAGAUGGGGCACAAGUACAAAAAGAAGCUCGAGAAGGACUUCAUGCGAAGUGCUGCCAGGAGGGUUGACGAGCAGGGCAUAAAACUGCUGCCCCCCUUCUUGUUCAACGACCUCAUCACCCAGGAAAUCAAAAAGAUAAACAAAUUUUCGGAAAAAAAAUACGACGAAAUUAUCGACAGCCUGAUGACAACCUACAAGCAGCUGAAGUCGGUCGAGAGCUACCGCGACAAAAACGAAGAAGAAGAAUUGGAGAAGAAGAUAGACUUAAUAGGCUGUGAUAUUGUGCAUUUUGACUUUUACAUUCACAAGAAUUGCAAAAUAUUAAUGAAGUUGGGUUUUUUUUUCGAUCAUGUAAUGAGCAUCUCCAUCAACCAGUGGCUGCUCCUUGGCUUAAUAAAGGAGAAGUUCUGCAACAUCAAUGUGGACGAGUUGGUGGUGUAUCUCUCCCUCUUGUAUGCCCUGCACCGUUCGAAGUGUGCAGCUAACACAUACAGUGCCGCUGACCCAUACAGUGCAGCUACCCCCCCAGAGGGCAAGACCUGGGUUCCACCCGAGAUCUUCGAACGCACAUCAACGAAGUUUCUAAUGAAGUACGAGGACAUCGUAUACACCAAAGUCAAAAUUGUAAAGCACCUGCCUUAUUUAAUAUUUGGCCUAAGCAACCAGGACCUGGAGGCUCACUUCCGAAAAUUCGUCCAAAUGAAGAAGCGCAAACUCGCCGAUGAGACAGGUGCAGACUUUGACCAUACGCAGGGGAAAAACAAAGCGCUCAACGAAUCUCAACAGAUAACUUCGGUCUACUUGGACAAUAAAGAAGCCACGUGUUACCGUAACCGAAUUUUGAGAUAUGAGAACGCACAACUUAUUCGGUUCAGAUGGUACAACGACAACGAUGGAGACCCCGAGAAAAUCAUUUUUAUUGAGAGGAAGAUUCACCACGAGGAGUGGACCGGAGAGACCUCCACGAAGGAGAGAUUCGAGUUGGAGCAGAAGCACUUGUUCAAGUUUAUGACUGGCCAAAUGGACGUGCGGAAGUUUUUCCAAAAGAGGCGAACCGCAAUGGGGAAGAAACCCACCCUUCUGAGAAGUCCUUCAGUGGCGAAAACUCCUUCUUCGAUUAAUUUGCACAAGAAAACGAAGAAGAACGAGGCGCUCGCUACGGAGAUCCAAGCCAUGAUAACCAAAAAUGGGCUGGAACCCAUCAUCAGAACAUCCUACCUCAGAUCGGCGUUCCAACUCAGUAACGACAACUCUGUCAGGAUCUCCAUCGACACAAACGUGUCCAUGCUGAACGAAUACGUACGAAAAAGAGACCAUUGGUGUAGGUUAGCAGAGGAGGCCUUGCGAACAAAUGAAAUAAGGCGAUUAAAUUAUGCAAUAAUAGAAGUCAAACUGAAAGUAGAGAAAAUCCCACAGUGGGUCCAAGCCAUACUAAACAGUAACCAUUUUAUUAACGCUUAUAAGUAUUCAAAAUAUCAAACAGCCAUGGCUUUGUUACACCCGGAGAAAAUUAAAUACAUUCCUGUCUGGAUCCAUGCUAAUGUCCAUGAAAAAUUCAAGCCUAGCAAUAAUUAUGCCGAAUCCGUCCUCACAGGCUGUAGUAGUUCUGCAAAGGGAGAUAACCCUAACGUCGAUUCUAUGCAGGCAGCAGUUGGGCUAACCAUCGAAAGGGUUGGCAUUAUCGCCCCUGCACCAAGUGACCGCCACGAAAUAAUCCCCCUACAGUGGGAAAAUAGUAACCUCCUUCUGAACAGAAGAAACAAAAUUGAUGCGAACGGUUAUAUACACCGAACGAUCACCCCAGCCUCUCAUGAGUCCCUAGAAAAAUGGAACAUGUUAGACAAGACUUCCCUCUGGCUGAGUCACAAAUAUAGCAGAAAUAAAAAUGCGCAGGAGAAAAUCGACCUGCUGAAAAUGGAUCCCAAAAUAAAUUUUGCCGCGGAGAGAACUUUUCUUCAUUACUCCCUGGUCUCCGUGUAUAUCACCUUGUUGGCACUUUUCUUAGAAAAAUAUAAAAAUGAAAAUGAGCAUUUGGACAUUGUCAUUAUUUUGCUCCUCGCAACUUCCUUCUCGUCUCUCAUAUCGUCCUACUUCCUCUUUUUGAAACGCAUCGAGAUUAUUGAGCGGCGAAAGACGAAGGAACCUCUGCUGGGACGCCGCCGCUUCGACAGCUUUUACAGCCCCCUCAUUUUUUUACUCCUCCUCUUCUUCUCCAUCAUUUUGUCAAUAUAUUUCAACUUCAACGUGAAGGCGAUAAAGGCGGCGCGCUGGACCCCCUUCACCUUUUUGUGCGUCCCCUUUCGCGUAAAGUGA
Molecule: messenger RNA, 2382 nt
Organism: Plasmodium inui San Antonio 1
Lineage: Eukaryota; Apicomplexa; Aconoidasida; Haemosporida; Plasmodiidae
Exons: 4
Coding region: 1-2382 (793 amino acids)
Source: RefSeq, a predicted model, not a curated record